Molecule: messenger RNA, 748 nt
Organism: Didymella exigua CBS 183.55
Lineage: Eukaryota; Fungi; Ascomycota; Dothideomycetes; Pleosporales; Didymellaceae
Exons: 3
Coding region: 58-540 (160 amino acids)
Biological process (GO): cytoplasmic translation
Cellular component (GO): cytosolic large ribosomal subunit
Molecular function (GO): mRNA binding; structural constituent of ribosome
Source: RefSeq, a predicted model, not a curated record
GUCUUCCGCGACUUCGAAUUUCGUAACUAACCCGCAGUCCACGUCAAUACCGCCAACAUGCGUACCUACGACGACUCCUUCUCCGGCCAGAAGAUCUACCCUGGCAAGGGCAAGCUCUACAUCCGUGGUGACAGCAAGAUCUUCCGCUUCCAGAACGGCAAGACCGAGUCUCUGUUCCUCCAGCGCAAGAACCCUCGCAAGAUCUCAUGGACCACCCUCUACAGGAGGCAGCACAAGAAGGGUAUCUCUGAGGAGGUUGCCAAGAAGCGCACCCGCCGCACCGUCAAGCACCAGCGUGCCAUCGUCGGUGCUUCCCUUGACGUCAUCAAGGAGCGCCGCGCUCAGCGCCCCGAGGCCCGCUCUGCUGCUCGCGCCGCCGCCAUCAAGGAGGGCAAGGACAAGAAGGCCGCUUCCGAGUCGGCGAAGAAGGCCGAGAAGGCUAAGAGCGCCGCUGCUGGUGCCCGUGGCCAGGCCUCCAAGAUCCAGUCGAAGCAGGGCUCCAAGGGCGCCGCCCCCAAGGUUCAGGCCAGGACCCGCUAAGCGCUCGUCUGAGUGCUGGGUUGGAGAUGGAAAUCAUGUGUGCAUGACCUUGGUUCAGCGGAUUUUUCGGGGUGACUCGGUGUUCCUUUAUUCUCUUCCGUCAAACACGGAAUCAUUGAAUGGGAUGGGAUGAUUUACACUCUUCGUGCUGGAGACAAACUCCGGCGUCGCCAUAGGGCAAAUGCAAUACUACAUCCUCACGAACACC